Messenger RNA from Lagopus muta (rock ptarmigan), 799 nucleotides. RefSeq names its product claw keratin-like. The transcript has 2 exons. The record is from RefSeq and is a predicted model, not a curated record. Lineage: Eukaryota; Metazoa; Chordata; Aves; Galliformes; Phasianidae. The coding region runs from base 107 to 478 and encodes 123 amino acids. Gene Ontology annotation, cellular component: intermediate filament. Gene Ontology annotation, molecular function: structural constituent of cytoskeleton.
UUGCUCUGCCUCACUCCUCAAGUGUCAUGAAGCGUGUUGGCUUUAUUUAAAGACUAUCCGGAACUUCUGCCAAUGCCACUCUCAGGACUGCUUGACUGUGUCGAAGAUGUCCUGCUCCAGCCUGUGUGCCCCUGCCUGCGGUGUGGCCGCCCCGGCCCCACUGGCUAACAGCUUCAAUGAGCCCUGCGUGCGCCAGUGCCCUGACUCCACCGUGGUGAUCCAACCCCCGGCCACCGUGGUCACCUUCCCCGGGCCCAUCCUCAGCUCCUUCCCACAGAGCUCCGUGGUUGGCUCAGCAGGAGUCCCCGCUGUUGGAUCGGGCUUGGGUGGCAGCUUUGGACGUAGUGCCGGCUUUGGAGGCUAUGGAGGCUCUUCUGGCCUUGGGGGCUUUGGGGGCUAUGGAGGCUUUGGCAGCUGUGGAUAUGGCAGCUGGGGCCGAGGUCUUGGGUCCCUCGGGGGCAGCUGCGGGCCCUGCUAAGCACAGCACGGCCUCCUGCCCUGGUCAAAGGGAAGCUCCGGAGAAGUCCUAGUACAUCCCCACCUGAUGCCAUGAAAAAGUGUUUCCCUUCGGCACUGCUGGGCUCUGGUGCUUGGACACCUUGUACCUGCACGGGGACCAGCACUAUCUUCCUCUACUCCAAGUUAGGUUCGCUUUAGGACUCGCAGCUCUGUGAUGACACUGUCAUGUGCUGGCUGCCUGCUCCUUGACCUCUGUCCUGUGCAAGAGAUUGGGGACAUCCUCUGGCCAGGGGCUGCCCUUCCACCAACUCUCGCAAACGUGGAACCUGCAAUAAAAUCU